Messenger RNA from Aspergillus clavatus NRRL 1, 207 nucleotides. RefSeq lists its product as uncharacterized. Bases 1 to 207 code for a protein of 68 amino acids. The transcript has a single exon. The record is from RefSeq and is a predicted model, not a curated record. NCBI's taxonomy places the organism in Eukaryota, Fungi, Ascomycota, Eurotiomycetes, Eurotiales, Aspergillaceae.
AUGGAGGCAUACUUUGAUGGCCAGGAGCUGUUAAUAUGCCGCACCAAGCCCUAUGAUUUUACAUUUUUGAACACAGCUGGGUUCAAGACCUUUGCACAAUGGUUCCUGGGCGAUCCUAGUGGUGAUACGUCCAGAGAAGCGGUCCGGACUCAAUGGGACAAUCAUGGAUUGAGGGUGCUUGGGUUAGGUGUUUUCAAGGUGCUAUAA